UAUUUGCGUCUUCCUUUUUAAUUAAUUUUCUUUUUUUUUUAAUCUAAAAAUGGGAGAAAGAGAGAGAAAUUGAAAGCCUGGAUGCAAAUGGAAGAAUCUUGUUUGAAUGAUUUUUUUGGUGUCUCAAACCCAGGCGUAGUAUUUUUUUAAUCUGUUUUAUGUAGUUUAUUAGUGUUUUGAUCGCAAGAAAUGAGCAAAGAGAUUGUAAAAGAAGAAGCGCCAUCGUCGUCCUCCGGUGUCGUUCCGGCGGAAAGCCAUCCUUUUGGUAGCCUGAGAGGCGUUCAAUGGCGUAUCAAUCUAGGGAUUCUACCUCCUUCUUCUUCAAUUGAUGAUCUUCGUAGGGUAACUGCUGAUUUUCGCAGAAGAUAUGCUGGUUUGAGAAGGCAACUGUUAGUGGAUCCACAUGUUCCCAAGGAUGGAGCAACCAAUUCCCUUGAUCUUGUUAUGGAUAAUCCACUUUCACAAAACCCAGACAGCACCUGGAGUCAAUACUUUCGGAAUGCUGAGCUGGAGAAAAUGGUUAACCAGGAUUUAUCACGAUUAUAUCCGGAGCAUGAAAGCUACUUCCAGACUCCUGGAUGCCAGGGUAUGUUGAGGCGCAUACUAUUGCUGUGGUGUCUUCGACACCCGGACUGUGGUUACAGACAAGGAAUGCAUGAACUCUUGGCUCCUCUUUUGUAUGUUCUUCAUGUUGAUGUCGAGCGACUCUUGGAAGUGCGGAAGCUAUAUGAAGACCUCUUCAUUGACAAAUUCGAUGGAUUUUCAUUUGAAGAAAAUGGUGUCGCUUACAAUUUUGAUUUUAAGAAGUUCGCAGAUUCCGUGGAAGAUGAGAUUGAAUCUCAGGGCAAUUCAAAGAAAGUUAUGAGUCUUUAUGAGCUUGAUCCUGAGUUACAGGCGGUUGUAUUGCUAAGUGAUGCUUACGGAGCUGAAGGUGAACUCGGUAUUGUCUUGUCUGAGAAAUUUAUGGAACAUGAUGCCUACUGUAUGUUUGAUGCUCUGAUGAUUGGGGCACAUGGUUCAGUUGCUAUGGCAGAUUUUUUUGCUUCAUCUCCUGCAGCCGAGUCACAGAGUGGUGUGCCCCCUGUCAUUGAAGCCUCAGCUGCACUGUAUCAUUUACUAUCUAUAGUCGAUUCAUCUCUGCAUAGCCAUCUUGUUGAGCUUGGUGUUGAACCCCAGUAUUUUGCACUUCGCUGGUUGCGGGUUUUAUUUGGACGGGAGUUUUCACUUCAAGAUCUCUUAGUUGUAUGGGAUAAGAUUUUCUCAGAAGAUAAUAGCCCACUUGAUGAAAUUUCUGACGAUGGUGAGCAUUUCAGUUUUAAACUACUCGGUUCACGCCGUGGAACAUUAAUUGCUGCUAUGGCGGUCUCUAUGAUACUUUAUCUUAGAUCAUCCUUGCUUGCUACUGAAACUGCGACUUCUUGUCUUCAGAGACUCUUGAAUUUUCCUGAGAGUAUAAAUCUGAAAAAACUGAUAGCGAAGGCCGAGUCACUGCAGACUCUUGCGUUGGAUUCUAACAGAUCAUCAUUGCCAUCUACAUUUGUUGGGGCUUAUAACUGCAGCAAAUCUCCAAUAAAUGCUCACAAUGUUUCAUCCGAUUUAGUUUGUCCGAAAACUACUCUAAACCUGGUGCCGGACAGCUACUGGGAAGAAAAGUGGAGAGUACUGCAUAAGGCAGAGGAACAAAGGCAAAAUAGUUCGGAAAAGAAAACUUCGAGUGGGAAAAAGAAAUGGUCUGAAAGAGUAAAGUUUCGCCUAUCUAGAACUGAAUCUGAACCAUUGCCUGCAAUAAGAGAGAAAUGCAAACUGGAACAUACCUUAUCUGUUAGGCGUAGUUUGCUUGAAGAUUUGUCUAAGCAACUUGGCUUGGAGGAAGAUGUGGAAACGGGAGCUUGUGUCGAGGUUUCUAAUUCAGUGGAUCAUCAUCCUGCUGAAGUUCACAGGGAUGGACAAAAUUGUGCCAAUAAAGGUUCAAUUUGCACGGUAGAGGAUAGAUGUGAUGAUGGAAGUGGAGCUGUUGUCAGUGAAGACAACUCGUCUAUUUUUUCCGAACCACCAAGUCCUCCUAGUUCUGUCAUUAAUGACCAUGACCAUGAAAAUGACACAGAAAAAAGCAGUGUUGCAUCAAAUUUAUCCGCUGAUGAUAAUUAUGUUCACCAGCGGAGUAUCCCAGAAGAUUUACCUCAGCCGGUUUCCCUUCCUCCUGAAGAUGUUUAUCUAAAUUCUCCGCAUGAGAAUGGAUCUUCAGGGAAGAUGGUCUCGGCUAUGAAGGAGAAAAGGCAGCUUUCAGGUAAAUUCCAAUGGUUACAUAAGUUUAGAGGAAGCAUUGUCAGUGAGGAGACAUCUGAUAAACGAGGAGGUAUGAGUGAAGCCGCAAAUUCUCCAAAUCACGAUAGUAAGAGAAAUACGGUAGACUCAUUUACCGCCGGUGCCUCUUCUAAUUCACAUCCCACCAACAAAGGCGAUGCUAUGGACCAGAAUAUGAUGGACACACUGAAGCAUCUCGGGCAGGCUAUGCUCGACCACAUCCAGGUUGUGGAGUCAGUUUUCCAGCAAGAUCAGGGUCAAGGUGGAUCAUUAGACAACUUAUCUAAAAACAUUGGCAAAGGACAAGUUACAGCCAUUACAGCUCUCAAGGAGCUUAGGAAGAUCAGCAAUCUUUUGUCAGAAAUGUGAGAUUUUUGUUUCUCUCUUCUCAUUUUUAAUGUAAACCUGUAUAUACUAAUUGUAAUUACCAUUUUUUUUGCUAAUAAAAUGAGUUUUGUUGGUUUCUUA
This is a messenger RNA of Gossypium raimondii (Peruvian cotton), 2772 nucleotides long. RefSeq lists its product as uncharacterized. Gene Ontology annotation, biological process: activation of GTPase activity. NCBI's taxonomy places the organism in Eukaryota, Viridiplantae, Streptophyta, Magnoliopsida, Malvales, Malvaceae. The transcript has 5 exons. Gene Ontology annotation, molecular function: GTPase activator activity. The record is from RefSeq and is a predicted model, not a curated record. Bases 190 to 2673 code for a protein of 827 amino acids.